This is a messenger RNA of Pseudoliparis swirei, 4945 nucleotides long. It is a transcript of the gene ldlra, whose product is annotated as low density lipoprotein receptor a. The coding region runs from base 176 to 2893 and encodes 905 amino acids. The transcript is spliced from 18 exons. Gene Ontology annotation, molecular function: protein binding; calcium ion binding. Lineage: Eukaryota; Metazoa; Chordata; Actinopteri; Perciformes; Liparidae. The record is from RefSeq and is a predicted model, not a curated record.
GUGUUGCCGAGCCUCCCUCACGCGCUAGCGGGAGCAUCUCUGAUUACAGCCGCACGACCAGAGCUUUCCCCCCCGCCGGGGUCCGACCAGCAGCCGCCCGGUGAAGAGAGCUGAUAACCCCCAGAAGAGACGCAGCCAGCCGGCCUCCGGUGGACGCGCGUGGACAGCGAGCAGCAUGGCACGGUGUCACGCACUACUGUUGUGGUUUCUCCUCUGCUGCCUUGCGCAGACAAACGCAUUGGCAACAUGUGGACCCGACCAGUUCCAGUGUGGCAACGGGAAGUGCCUCACGGUCAGAUGGGCGUGCGACGGCACCGACGACUGCGGCGACGGCACCGAUGAACUUCCCGCUACCUGCAUGGCCAAAACCUGUCGGCCGACAGAGUUCAGCUGCGCGGAUCGCCUGAACCAGUGCGUACCGAGCACCUGGCACUGCGAUGGAAAAGCCGACUGUGAGAACGGCGCUGACGAGAAGAGCUGUGUGCAGAGGCAGUGCACCGACGUGGAGUUCAGCUGCGGGAGCGGCCAGUGCGUGUCGUCCGCCUUCUUGUGCGACGACGAGGCGGACUGCGACGACGGCACCGACGAGGCGUCCUGCGCGCCCGCCUCCUGCAGCGGCGCCUCCUUCCAGUGCGACAACGGCGUCUGCGUGCCCCGCCUCUGGGCCUGCGACGGCGACCUCGACUGCUCCGACGGCUCCGACGAGUGGCCCCAGAGCUGCGGCACGAAGGCGCCCGACUCCGCCUCCUCCGCCCAUCGGUGCUCGUCCCUGGAGUUCCUCUGCGGCAGCGGGGAGUGCAUCCACGGCAGCUGGAAGUGCGACGGGGGCGCCGACUGCCUCGACCGGUCGGACGAAGCCGCCUGCGCUCGCUCCACCUGCCGCCCCGAUGAGUUUGAAUGCGGCGAUGGCACUUGCAUCCACGGCAGCCGCCAGUGCAACCACCGGUACGACUGCCGAGACAUGAGCGACGAAACGGGCUGCGUCAACGCGACCCACUGCGAGGCUCCGAGGAGGUUCAAGUGCCGCAGCGGGGAGUGCAUCAGCAUGGAGAAGGUGUGCAACGGUCAGCGUGAUUGCAGGGAUUGGUCCGAUGAGCCUCUUCGGGAUUGUGGCUCCAACGAGUGCCUGUACAACAACGGCGGCUGCUCUCAUAUCUGCAAUGACCUGAAGAUCGGCUCCGAGUGCCUGUGUCCCUCUGGGUACCUUCUGCUGGAGGGAAAGCGCUGUGAAGAUAUCGACGAGUGCGCCGACCCGGACACCUGCAGUCAGAUCUGCGUCAACCAGAUCGGCAGUUACAAAUGCCAGUGCCAGGAGGGUUACCAAGUCGACCCGGCAACCAAAGCCUGCAAGGCCAUCGGUACGAUAGCCUACCUUUUCUUCACCAACCGCCACGAAGUCAGAAAGAUGACGUUGGACAGAAGUGAGUACACCAGCGUGAUCCCCCGGCUGAAGAACGUCGUGGCCCUCGACGUGAACAUCGCCGCCAACGAGAUCUACUGGUCGGACAUCUCCCAGAAGAAGAUCUACAGAGCGCCGGCCGACUCGGCCGAAGACCCCGCGCACCACCGCGUGGUGAUCGGCAGCGACCUGGCGGCCCCCGAGGGCAUCGCUUUCGACUGGAUCCACGGAAACCUGUACUGGACGGACAGCAUUCGCAGGACGAUCUCCGUGGCGGCUGCCGACGGCGGCCACCGCAAGACGCUCUUCCGCCGAGACUUAAUCAAACCUCGCGCCAUUGUGCUCGACCCCGACAGCAACUUCAUGUACUGGACCGACUGGGGGAGUCCCGCUAAGAUUGAGAAGGCGGGGCUUAACGGAGGAGACCGCACCCCUCUGGUCACUGACAACAUCGAGUGGCCGAAUGGAAUUACCCUCGACCUGUUGAACCAGCGGCUCUACUGGGUAGACUCUAAGCUGCACACGCUCUCCAGUAUCGACUCGCAGGGCGGUGGUCGACGCACCCUCAUCAUCGACGAGCACAAGCUGGCUCACCCGCUGAGCCUCACGGUGUUUGAGGAGAGAGUGUUCUGGACCGACGUCGGUAACAACGCCAUCUUCAGUGCAAACCGGCUGACGGGCGAUGACAUCACACCGGUGGCAGAGCACCUGUCAUCCCCCGAUGACAUCAUUCUCUUCCAUAAUCUCAAACAGCCCGCUGGGAGGGAUUGGUGCCGGCUAUCCGGGUGUGAAUUCUUGUGCCUGGCAGCCCCUCAAGUGGGCACACAUCCCCCGAAGUACACCUGUGUGUGUCCAGAUGGCAUGAUGCUGGCCAGGGACAUGAGGACAUGUGUACCUGCUGUUCCAACACCUGCAGCUCCCGUGCAGCCGCAAGAGCCAGAUACUGCCCCCCCUCCUCAGCCACCAAGGCCACCCAGCACCACACCUCAGACCCCGAUCCGGACCACCACUAAGCCCCAGGUCCGCACCACCACGGUGCCCAUCGUGAUCACCAGCACUGCGGCGCGGCCGGUGCCACGCAGCACCAUGCCUCCUGCGAGGACCACCACACCUAAACCACGGACCCCGUCACCCAAGCCGGCGAAACCUGAAAUACCCAAGACCACAACAGGGGCUCCGGUCACCUCUCCAGAUUUACGACAUGUUUUUGCCUCCGCUGGACCCGCCGCCGCCUCCCCCACCCUGACCGCCCUGUCCAUUGCGAUUCCUCUGGCGAUGGUGUGCCUGGUGGCUGUUGGCGGCGCUCUGCUGUGGAGGAACUACAGGCUGAAGAACACCAGCACCAUUCACUUCGACAACCCCGUCUACCAGAAAACCACCGAGGACCAAGUGCACAUUUUUCGGAGCAACAGCCCGGACGGUUACUCCUACCCAAAGAGGCAAGUUGUGAGCUUGGAUGAAGAGGCAGAGAAUCCAGCCUUCACAGAAAACUGAAGGAAAGAUGAGCCUCGAUGAGAAGCUACAUGGGAUGUCAAAGAAGUGGAAGCAGGAUCAGAACCUCUGUUUCCUCACAGGCAGAAAAGCGCUCUGCGGUGGAAAGGAAACCGGGUGAAACAUUAUUUUUCAGGUUGAACAUGUUUUUCCUAUUAUUAUGGUUGACAAUCCAUCCCUCACUGAAUCAGCAAUGAUGGAUUCCUCAAUCUAAAUAUGCUUCCCCGUUAUCCCAAGUGUGACUCUGAUGAUACAACUGAUGUGUCACUGCCAUAUAAUGUCUUGUCUUUCAUGCAUCAAAAGAAAAAAGAGGCCGAGCUAAAGAAAACUGUUUUUUUGUUUCCUCUCAUGGAACAUGGUCAAAGCUUUUUUGCUGUUUUGUCCACUCUAAUGCCUGCAUGGUCGAUAUAGAGAUACCACAGGCAGAUGGUUAGCUCAGAUGAGCUCAGCUUGGGGAAACGGCUCGCCAUGUGAGGAUGUGUGGUUUUAUAAACAUUUUUACGAGGUGUUUUGUUUUGUACAGAAUAAAUAAACGAGAUAUAAAGUGUUUUAUUUAGAAGCUCUAGAGAUGCUGCUGGUUGGCCGAUUGUAGCCAGGCUCUUGUGGCUUCCAGUUAUUAUGCUAACGCUAACUAGCUGUUUCCCUCUUUUUCCAGUUAUUAUGCUAACGCUAACUAGCUGUCAGGCUAGCUGUUUCCCUCUUUUUCCAGUUAUUAUGCUAACGCUAACUAUCUGUUAGGCUAGCUGUUGCCGUCUUUUUCCAGUUAUUAUGCGAACGCUAACUAGCUGUCAGGCUAGCUGUUUCCCUCUUUUUCCAGUUAUUAUGCUAACGCUAACUAGCUGUCAGGCUAGCUGUUUCCCUCUUUUUCCAGUUAUUAUGCUAACGCUAACUAGCUGUUAGGCUAGCUGUUUCCGUCUUUUUCCAGUUAUUAUGCUAACGCUAACUAGCUGUCAGGCUAGCUGUUUCCCUCUUUUUCCAGUUAUUAUGCUAAUGCUAACUAUCUGUUAGGCUAGCUGUUGCCGUCUUUUUCCAGUUAUUAUGCGAAUGCUAACUAGCUGUCAGGCUAGCUGUUUCCCUCUUUUUCUAGUGCGAAGCUAAACCAAACUCAACUCAUCUAAGAGUUUGGAAUCAAUGGCCUGCGAGAAGGCAAAUAUAUUUACUCAAAUUAAAAAGUGGGGCAUACAGAAAGGGGAAUAUCGGCUACUAAUAAUGGCAAAUCUGUCGGUGUGACCUCGAUGUGUCUCAAUAAGUCUGACUUGAACACCAUGCUGUCUUUGCCUCUGUAGAGGAGCAAAGACAUCACCCAACGUGACCUCAAUACAAUGCUUCUGUUGUUAAGCGGGAAGAAUGCACAGUGUGUCAGUGACGUGGUUUACACUCUGUGGCGGCCUUCAGAUUUCACAUACCGCCAUGUGGCCACACAACAAUAUUCCUCAGUGGCGGAGUUUCUUCGAUAGCUUGUUAUGAUCAUAUCUGAGCACCGGAGGGCUAUCUUUAAAUGUGAGGGGUGGGGGGGGGGGGGCAGUGCAUUCCUCGAAGACCGAAAAGCUUUGAUGCACACGUGAACAGCGGGGUCAUGUCUAACGCUCUUUGCCUGGCACACUCACAUCCUCCCUCAGGACCACCACUUGAACUCGCCUCCAGCAUUCCUGAUGAAAGAAAGUCAUGGUUUUUAUAAAACGCAGUUCUCGCCAGCUUUUUUUAACCCUUUUAAUGCAUCGCUGACAAAUGUGUGCCUCUUUUUUUUUUUAGGAAAUGAUGUUUGCAUGUUGAUGUUGGUUCUAUUGAACUCAGUGGAUAUGUAUCCGCUCACCAUCUGUUUACAGUGCAUUAAUGGAGGGGGUGUAGGUGUGGUUUAUGACCGUUGACAGGUGAAGCUCUAUAUAAUGUCAUUUUUACAGUAACAGACUCACAGUGCAGAUUAAGUGUGUAAAUAUAGUGUUCAUACAUGUACAUAUUUGUUCUUAACUGUUUUUUUGGUAAUGUUUUAAACUCUGUUGUAAACUUUAAACAUUUUCUGUACAUAAAUAAAUGCUUCUAUUUAUUUUAGAAACA